CCACCCCACCCCCCCAUGGCACUCACAAUGCUGAAUGGGCUUCUCAUUAAGGAUUCAAGCCCACAUAUGCUGCUGCACCAGGCUAGCAAGAUUUCCCAGCUGGAUACCUUCAACUACCAGAGCUGUUUUAUGCAAGAUAUCUUUGCCCAUUUUCCUGAGGUCUUAUUUAUCCACCGGACCUAUAACCCAAGGGGUAAGGUGUUAUAUACCUUCCUGGUGGAUGGACCUCGAGUGCAGAUGGAGGGGCCUCUUACCCGUGCAGUCUACUUCGCCAUCCCUGCCAAAGAGGAUGCAGAAGGCUUGGCUCAGGUGUUCCAGGUGUUCAAGAAGUUUAAUCCAGCAUGGGAGAGAGUCUGCACCAUCCUGGUGGAUCCCCACUUCCUUGUGCUGCCCACCCUAACCAUGGAGUUCCCCACAGCAGAGGUCUUGCUCUCAGCCUUCCACAUCUGUAAGUUCCUCCAGGGCAAGUUCUAUCAGCUGUCCCUCGAACAGCCUGUGGAAAGGUUGCUCCUGACCUCCCUACAGAGCACAAUGUGCUCAGCCACAUCAGGCAACCUAAGGAAGCUGUAUACCCUCUUGAGCAACUGCAUCCCCCCAGCCCGGCUGCCUGAGCUGCACUCACACUGGCUGCUCAACGACCGCAUCUGGCUGGCCCACCGCUGGAGAAGCCGAGCCCAGAGCAGCCGAUACUUCCAGAGCCUCGAGGUCACCACCCGCAUCCUCAGUCAGUUCUUUGGCACCAUACCCUCUGAGAAACAAGGAAUGGCCUCUCUGUUCCGCUACAUGCAGCAGAACCCUGGAGACAAAGCAAGCUUUAGCAUAGGAAGUCCCCAAAACAAUCAUACCCCCUCAGAUGUCAGCCCUGAAAGCCCCAAAGUAGAACAGUUGGUAGAAGCUCGCAUCCAACACUCUCUUAAUGCCAUCUGCACAGGACCAGCAGCCCAGCUCUGCCUGGGAGAGUUUGCUGUGGUCCAGAAAUCCAUGCACCUCAUUGGCUCUGGCUCAGAAAAGAUGAACAUACAGAUCCUAGAGGACACCCAUAAGGUGCAGCCCCAGCCCCCUGCCAGCUGCAGCUGUUACUUUAACCAGGCCUUCCACCUGCCCUGCCGUCACAUCCUAGCCAUGCUCAGUGCCCGCCGCCAAGUGCUCCAGCCAGACAUGCUGCAGGCUCAGUGGACAGCAGGUUGUGCCACCAGUUUAGACAGCGUCCUGGGCAGCAAGUGGAGUGAGACCCUGGAUAAACACCUGGCAGUGGCACUUCUCACAGAGGAGGUGGGUCGACUCCUGCAGCACUGCAGCAAGGAGGAGUUUGAGCGACGGUACAGCACCUUGCGGGAAUUGGCUGACAGCUGGAUCGGCCCUUACGAGCAGGUGCAGCUCUAAUCACUCUGGAUGCCUAGAGA
This is a messenger RNA of Castor canadensis (American beaver), 1403 nucleotides long. It is a transcript of the gene Zswim1, whose product is annotated as zinc finger SWIM-type containing 1. The record is from RefSeq and is a predicted model, not a curated record. Gene Ontology annotation, molecular function: zinc ion binding. Lineage: Eukaryota; Metazoa; Chordata; Mammalia; Rodentia; Castoridae.